AUGGAUUAUAAUGUGAGUAAAAACAUUGUUUUCUAAAAAAUUUUUAAACAGAUUAUCAAAAUAUCGAUUAACAGAUAGACAUUAAACCAAAUACGUUUAUUAUUAUUUAAAUACUAAUAAGUAAUUAAACGUGUGUAUAUGCAUGUUAAAUCUUUAAUUUUAAAGUAAUUAAUAGCAUAAUAAGUAGAUAAGUGUUUAAUAUAGGUAUCUACCUAUACAAUAUUUAAUGUAAUAAAUAUAUAAUAUGUGUAGGUGGUUACAUCUAUAAUAGGUUAAAUUAUAAUUGUUUAAAAAUUCUUACACUGCCUCUAUCACAGACUAGAUUAAUCUGUGAUUUUAUUUUAAUCAUAAACUAGGUAGUAGGUACUUAAAAUUUACCUAAGUAAUAUAUAAUAAAUUAUUUAAGCACUUCAUAAUAAUUUUAUUUUUUUUUUAAAUAUAUUUCACCAAUCUCAUGUAUUUUGCUAUAAGUGAUUUAUAUAUAAAAUCCAAUUAUUGGUUACACCGAUUAAAAAUUGUAUUAUAUAUAUCUAUAGUAUUAUUGGUAGGUAUAGUCUAUUUAGGUUAAGAGUAGUACAUCCAAUGGUGUUUUUAUAAAUUGUUUUGAAAGUAUAUUGUAUAACAGCUUGUACCUACCUUGAACCUUAAAUCUUCAAAUUUUACAACAUUAAAGAACGUUUAUAAAUUUAAAAAAUUAGUAAUAUGACACGGAUAAUGUUCUCAUAUAAAGUUUGAUAGUAGGUCAAUUCACUCUUGAUAUUAAAAUUAACUGCACAGAUUUGUUCCUACUGAAAAUUUGUUGUGUCAUAUGGUUGUAAGAUGGAGUACAUGUAGGUAUAAUGUAUUGUUGUUUUCUUAAUGUAAAGAAUAAGUUUGUGUAUAACUGACAGAUGGACAAUAUCUAAAAUAUAUUAAUUUAAGUGUUACAUUAAUUAAACAUGAUAAAUAUAUAUAAAGAUCCAAUAAGGCAAGAUUGAGGAAGUGUUUCUAUUAAAUUGUAUAAAACCCCUAAAACUGAAAUGAAAUUUAUUCAGAAUCAUCAGAUAUCAUUAUAUAAUGAUGUUUAUAAAUUGCCCUGUACCUAAAGACCUUAUACUAAUAGACAUAAACUACCUAUUAGAAAAGUAUUACAAAAUUUAUUGCAACAUAAUGGACAGUUUAUAUAAUAGUGUAAUAACAAAAGACAAAAUUACACCAAAAAAUAACCAUAAGGCUCUUUGUUUUUUCCAAGUCCGAGGUUGCUAUCAUUUUUUUAUUAUUAUUAUUAAGAAGUCUGCUUGUACUACACUGUACAGUGUCUAUUGUAUAUGUAACCAGAAUUAUUAUAUAAUAUAAUAAGGAAGUUUGUUGUGUACAGUCAAGCAAUUUAAAUUUUAAAGCAUGACAAGAUCUUGAAGUCAGAUUUUUAAAUUUCCAUUCAAAUUCUCACACUUCAAAUUUUAGACAGUAAAGACAAGCAAAAUGUAACCUGGGUAUGACAGCUAGUUAAAUACUUUAUUUUCAAAAUAUAUUUAUUUAAGUUUUUCUUUUUUUAGAUCUAUCACAUCUUAAGUUGGUAAAGUUUUGUUUAAUUACUAAUAAUUAUUAAUUAGUAAUUAAAACUUUUCUAUGCACUUCAUAUAUAUGUUAGCGGUAAUGUAUGUAACACGUUAUUUUAUUAAAUAACUAGUUGCUCUAAAAAAUUCCUAAAUAUGCUAGUUAAUAUAUGAAUUACAUGGUUUUACUAGUUAAUAAUAAAUAGAAUAUCGAAUGGGUUUUUGCUAAUUUAUAUAAUUUAAACCAUUGUGUAAUAAUAAAUACAAAUUAUAUGAUAAUGUAAGACUUAAUAUUACUAUUAUUAUUAUUUUUUUUUUUAAUAUUUUAAUAAUUUAAUAAUUUAAUAAUUCUAUUAAGUUGAUGUUGUACAAAUCAGAAUAAACUUUUUGAAAGUGAAUAUUAAUAUUUUGUACAUGAAUGUAAUAAUAAUUUUACAUACAUUAACUAAAUUGUUAUUGUUAGCUUAUAAAAUAUCUACUUAGUAUGUAGAAUAACUAGUUGAAGUAUAUAAUUUUGUAUUCAUUCAAUACAUUAACUGAAAAUGUCCGAAAAUCUAUAAAAUAACUAGUUGUUUUAUAGAAUUACGUAAUUCCGCACAUUAACGCUAACAUAUAUUUAUAUAUUUAUUAUGUGUUAAAACUUCAUAUGUAUUUUAUUUAAGGCCUUAGUUUAUUCUAUAUAAAUUGGUAUUUUUUACACUUUUAAACUUAUUAAUGUAUUUAAAAAUAAUAUUUUUUUAUGAAAUAAUUUGUAAUAGUUAUAAAUAGUUAUAAUUUAGUUAUAAUUUUAGAUAGAUACCAUGUUAAAUUCAAAUUUAAAUUUAUUAUUUAGAGUAUUGAUGAAGAUGAUGUUGAAAAAUUGCGUUUAGCAGCUCUUAUGUCUCUUAAAAAGAAAUCUAAUGUGCGAACCAAUACAAUAAGUAGUACAUCAGGUGAAUUUUGUCAUAAUAAAUACUUAAAUGGUACUCCUUUUAAUAAUCCUGCAAAAAAUAACAGAGGAAGAUUUACUACACCAAAUAGAUUAUAUAAUCAACGAAUAUAUACAAAUGUAAGUUGCUUAUAAUUUAAUUUUGAAUAUAUUUAUGCUUAUUUUAUCAUUGAUCUAACCAUUUACAGGUUGGUUUCCGGAGACCUCCUCAGACAAAUAAUAAUUUGAUUGCUAUUAUACCAACUGAAAGUGAAAGUGAUACACAAAAGAAUGGUUCAACAUCUAUUAAUAUACCUACUGUUAUUAGUUCUGAACACAGGCAUAAUGAUGACUGCACUAAGCCAAGUAAUGUUCAGAAUUUAAAUAAUGAAGGUAUACAUUUUCUUUCAAAAAAAAAAAAACCUUACAUAUUAAGUUUAUUCAUUGUGAAACAUUAAAAUGAUUGGUCAAUAUUUAGGUAUACAGAGUGGUCAAAAUUUUAUAUUACAGCAAUUUUCUCUUAUAAAUAUAUACAAAAUAGAAAAAAAUGUGUAAUAUAAACAUUUUUUUGAUUUAUAAACAUCUAAGUUAUUUGUACAUUAUUUUUUUUUAAUAUCUUUUUCAGCUCAAUUUUUAAAAAAUCAAAUAGGAACUUAUAAUCAAAAUUCCUUAUAUAGAUGCAGUAUUAUUUUAAAUAUAUUGUAGUGUUCAAAUUUUUAUUUCCAUUAGCACAUGGACAAGAUAUUCUUUUUAGUUUAGGUAGGGGGAGAGUAGUGGAACACUGCUGUGUGGUGACAACGCCCAACGUUUGAAUAGUGUUUCACUAACACAAUAUUAAAACAAUAUUAAUUAUUAUUAUAAUUUUGAUAAGUUGUUAAUAAAUUAUAAUAAUAAUGUAAGUAACCAUAGACAAUAAAGACAGUUAUUGUCAUCAGUUUACAUGCUUUACUUAUUUCAUGGACCUGAGUAUGGGUAAUAUUAACAUUGCCCAACCGAAUAAGAUGUAUCAAUAUUAAAUAGUAAUAAUUGAUAAUAAUUAGUUGCCAAUUGAUAUUUCAGUAAUUUAAAUUCUUUUUCCUCUUAAAAUAUUCUGGGGAUAAAACUGAAGUUCAUAAUUAUAUAAUUGAUUCUUAAGUAUUAACUCUUGUAUUUGAUUUUUACAGUUUCUACGAAAUUCAGCAGACUAGAAAAUGAAUCUGGAUCUGAAGAAAGUGAGGAUAGUGAAGCUGAAAAAGAAGAAAAAGAAGAAUCAGAUGAUGGUGAUGUAUUAUUUUUGGGCGAAGAAGAUGAAGAUUUAGAUGAUCUUGACAAAUUAAUGGAUAUUAUGGAAGCUGAAAUUGCUGGUGGAGAUAUUAAAUCAUCUAAAAAGGAAAAAAAAAGUUUAAAACAAAAUAAUAAAAAUAAAAAAGAAAAAAAUACUGAAUUGAGAGUAAAAAGUAAAUUGAAUAUUAAAGAAGAUGAGCCAAUUGUUAUAAAUCAACCUAAAGUUAUUGUAGACACUAAAUCACCAUUAAAUAUACCCGAAGAAGAAUUAGAAUCAAUAAAAACUUUGGAAGAAAUUAGAAACUCGAAGUUAGAAACACAAUGCAGUUCAUUGAAAUCUCGUAUUCCAUUGAGAUCUCCAUCUCCACUUAAUAGAAAGAAGUCAAUUUCUCCAUAUAGUAAAAUUCGAAAAAGAUCACCUUUAUCAAGAUCUCCACGAAGAAGAUCUCCUUCAUUAGAUAGAUAUAGAUAUUCUCCAGUGCGAUUUAGACCUUAUCGUAGAUCUUUAUCACCUAGAAGAUCACCAAGAAGGUUCUCACCACUAAGAGAAAAAAAUCUCUCUCCAAGGAGAUAUUCUCCAAAAUCUCGAUAUCCAUAUCGUUCUCCAUCUCCGAGAAGAAGACGUAGGUCUUUAUCGCGAGAAAUUUCUCCUAGUAGAAGACGAUUGUCUCCAUUAAGAAGAAGAAGCAGAUCUCCCCUCAAAAUUAAAUCAAAAUCAAGGUCACCAAAGUUAAGACUAAUUAAUAGAAGAAGAUCACCUAGUCCAAUAAAAAAAGUUAUUAGGUCAAGACCAGUAUCUCCUAAUAUUCGACGUAAAGAUAAUAAGACUAUAGAUGAUGAUCACUUCAAAAAAAGAGAAAAAGUAAAAAUAGUUGAUAAAUUAGUAGAUUCAAGGCCAUUAGAUCCUGUUUUAGAAGCAAGAAAAAGGAAAUUUGAAUCUAAUAAGCCAAUUGAACCUACAAGUAAAAAAAUUAUUUUGAAAAAAACGAAUUCAGUUCAAGUAGCGAUUCAGACUGAAAAUAAUGAAAAGAUAGAACCAGAAAUAAAACCAAAAACUGUUAUUUUGACAAAAAAAGUAAAAACAAAUUCCCAAUCCUCCCAAGCCCCAAAAAAUAUAAGCAUUACAACGAAUAAUGAUUCAGAAACAGUUAGCCUAAGAAGAAUAGUAAAAGUUGAUACUUCUCCAGAGAAAAUAAACAGCAAAAAGAGACCAAGAAUUGUUUUUGGACAUGAUGAUACGAAUGAGCCUGUUGUAGAUGAAGGUUUGAUAUAAAUUUAAAAUAUUUACUUAUUAAUUUAAUAAUUAUAAUUUUAUGUUUUCAGAUAAUAAUUUUGAUCAACAUAAAGAAAACCAAAUUAAAGCAAAUUCUAGUGCAACAAAAGUAGUACAAUCUGAGACUUUAGAAGUAUCUAGUACAUCUGAAGGAGAGACAUCUGAGGAAAAUGAUGAAGAAGAAAGUGAAAAUGAAGACAGACAAGAAUUAAGUGAAAGCAGUGAGGAAUAUAUUGAAGAAGAAGAGGAAGAAGAGGUUCAAGGAAUUCAAGAAGAAGUAGAUGAUAAGGAAUCUAUUCAACGAAAUAAUACUGAUGAUUUAAGAACAGAAUUAAAACGUAGAAGAGCUCUUAGAUUAAAUAUGGUAAAACACAAAUACAAAAUAUUGAUUUUGUUUUGAUUUUAUUAAUUAUUGAUUAUAUCUAUAGAUUCAAGUGGAAGUAAAGAAAAAACCAGAAUCUUUUUACCCGGCUCGUUUAUUACAGUCAGCAAUUAGAGGUGUUGUUGGUUCAAGGUAUUAUUAUAUUUCUAUACUUAAUUGAAUUAUAGAUUAAUUUGAUAUUAAAAGAUUUUGGAUUUGAAAAAAUAUUUUUAGAAACAACUUUGGCUAGAAUUAAUUUAUUGGUUGUAAAAUUAGUUAUACAUUUAUUUACAUUAUUUAGUAAUUUAAAGGCAUAUUGUAGGUGUGUUAUAUAGUAUUAGUUGUCAAUUGAUAUUGUUCAUUUACAUUGGUGCCCAAACAUUUAUUUAUAAAAUAAUAAAUAAUUUAUUUCUAAUACAAUAAUUCUUAAUUAUUUUGUUUUAAAUUUAUGUAACUUCUUUAUUUUAAACUAAAUACUUUAAUAAACAAACUACUUACCCAUUUGAAUGGUGUACAUUUUGAAUCAGUAAAUUAAUAAUUAUAUUAUACAUCAUUAUUUUAAUAAAAUUUAAAUAACUUAUUAAUUUAAAAAAAUCAAAUUAUUUUAUUGGUCCAAAUGUAUAAUUUAUUUCAUUAUUUGAGUUUCAAAUUUGUGUUACCAAUUAGUUAAACACAGAAAAUUAAAAUAUUUAAGAGUUUAAUUAAAAUUAUUUUCAUAGUGGGUUAGUAUAAAUUAUUAUUAGGUUUAUAAAUAAAUAAAUACAUGAAUGAGUCACCCAGAGUAUUAUGAAACAUGUAUUGUACGACCGGUUUUGAAUUAAAAAUUCUUCAUCAGGUAAAAUCACAUAGUCAAAAAAUAAAAGGCUACUGAAUAUGAAAAAAUAAAUGAAGGAAUUAUACAAAUUGAUCGUUUUACAUAGAAAUAAUUUAUUUUAAUAGGAGAGAUUAUUUAAAAUGAGUUAUUAUUAGACAUAGAUAUGUUAAGAAAUAUAAAUUAUUUGGUUAUUAUUUAUUAUCUAAAAUUUAUUGAUAAAGAUAUUAUUUUUAAAAUCUGUUUGUAUAUUAAAAAUAUUAUUAAAAUUAUUUUUCUUUAUUUCAUUGUGUGUACGUGUAAUUCUUCUAAAAUUGAAUUGUUGUAAAUGUGAUUUUGGGUUAUUCAUUUAUUUAUUUAUUUUUGUAUUUAUUUAUGAGUAUUAACUAUUUAAUAAUUUUGUUUUUACUUUAUUAUUUUAUUAUUUAUUAUUAGGUGUUAAUAGUAGUUUCUUAUCAAAACUAAGUCAUGACAUUCUUAAAUAUUAUUCUUAUUAUGUGCUUAUAAUUUAAAAUAUUAAUCAUAAUUUAUAAUUUUAUUAAUUUUCAGUAAUUCCUGUGAAGUUAAAAUAAAGAAACAUUCUAAAUUACCAGAAAUAAACAUUAAAACUAACGGUAUGUUAUUUUAAUAAUAUAAUUAUUGAUUUAUUAUAUAUAUUAAAAUAAAAUUAUUAUUAUUUGCUAUCUAUUAAUAAUGAGAUUCUAUACUUAUAUUUGUUUUCUUUGUCCAAUAUAUACACAUAGAAAUUACAACCAAUUUUUUUUGAAAUUAGUCUUAUCAAUGUAGAAAAGUGACUAGAAUUAUGAAAACAAUAAGCAUGAAGUGCACUAAAGAUUGGUCAGGUUAUUUUUUUCAAUUUAAUUGGAGUUUAUUUUUAUAAACAUUUUUUCAUAAUAUUUAAGUACGUAUUGAAAUAAAAAAAAUUCUGAUAAAUGUUAUUUAUAAUUCUGAAUUCAAUUCUAUUUUCAAAAUUCUUAUCACUUCACUACAUAAAUUAAAUUGAUUGCAGAUAAAUUUGUUUAAAUUAUUACAUUGAUUAUGUGUUGGACAAUGAAAGAAAGUAACAGUUUUCAUUUUAAAAAGUAAAUACUUCCUUAAACAUCAGUAUAUUGUAUUGGUUUUUCAUGAACGUUUAUUUUUAUUAGCAAUUUUUUCCCUAUUUUCAAAUGUAGUGCUUUUUUGGAAGGAACUUUGACUGUUACUUUAGGAUAUUCCCAGGGGUUUUCAUAGUAAAAAGUUUAAAACCGGGAAAAUUUAUGAAAUCAUAAAUAUUAUGGCUUUUCAAAACAUCUAUAACCGAACUCCACUCAAAUUCGUUCUUCAUUAAUAAUGGUUAAUCUUUUGCGUAUAGAUAUACAUUAAAUUUCCCCUUUAUCUUCUCAAUUUCUUAUCUACAACAGUAGUCUAUCUUGCAAAGUUUUACUAUUUGUUUUUUUAUAUAUAUAUUUACAUGUGUUGUGUAUGUAAUUUUCAAAAUCUUAUUCUAUAUUUAAAAUAGCUCAUUAAUAGUCUCAUCUUUUAGGGUAUUCAGAUGGUCGAAGAGUAAUUGUAAUGAAUCGAGAUAAAACUAGGACUGAUACCAAUAUUGUUCUUCCAGAAAGUAAGUUUUUUUUUAUACCGUCUUGUGUAAGUUGAUAAGAAAUUUCAUCUCUAUCUUAAUCCUUUUAAAUACUAUUCUAUAGACAUUUAUGUAUUUAUGUAUCUUAUCUUUCAAAUUAUAAAUUCUUGUCAUUAUUAGUACACUAGAAGUUAUUGAAUAUUCCCAUAUACAAAUUUGAAUUUUGUUUAAUAAGCUUAAGCAUAUUUUAGUUAAUUUUAUUUUAAAUUUUUGUUUAUUUAUCAGUAAUUUAUUAUUUAGAUGAAGAAGAUUACAAUGAUGAAGUUAAAUCGUAUGCAAGUGUUAAACGACUAAAGGGUAAAUUAAAGAAAGUUCCAGUGCAUUUGAGAACAACAGGUCUUAAUAAUGACAGAAAUAUUCAAAAAGGAUUAAGGAAAAUCAUAAAGCGUAACGUAAAUGUUACAGAUUUCGAUCAGGUAUUUGAUGUCUUAGUGACAUUCAUUUUUUUCCUAUUGGUCAAUUUAUUAUAUGGUUACCAUUUUAUUCCUAUAAUAUAUUUAUGUAUGAUCCCCACAUUCUACAAAUUAUUUACAUAUUGUAGUUUAGUAUUUUUAUAUCAAUCAGUUCUGAUUUAAAUACAAAAUACAUUUUUUAAUAAUGUUCAUUAUAAUAAUAUUCAUUUAUUGUAUGGUUACCGUUUUGUUCCUAUAUAAUAUUUUUAUGAUCUCUUUAUCCUUAUAAUUAUUCAUAUAUUGUAGUUUAGUAUUUUUAAAACAAUCAAACAAAUCCCUUUUUUUUAUAAUAUUUAAACAAAAAAUAUUGAGUCAUUUUUUUUCAUACAUUUUAUCAAAUUCUUAAAUAUGUGUUAUAUUAUAAUUCAAGAUAAGCAUAAAUUAUUCUUCUGCAUUUUAUUUCAAAUUCAUCUUUUGUAAUAAAAUAUGAUUUCUUAAUUUUUGAAACAUUUUCAUAGUUUUCUUCACAUACUAUGUAGUGUUUACAAAUAUUCCCUUAUACAUGACUAUUUAAAAUGUCAAAAAUACUAAAUUUAGAUGUUCCUUGAAAUAUAGUACUCUUUAGGUAUGAUAAAUAUUAACUUUUAAAUGCUUAUUGAACUUCAUCUUAAUUUUAAUGUAUGUUGUACCAUUUUAUGUCCCUUUUUAUUGUUUUAUUCUGAAAACUAUUUUUGCUAUCUUUUAGUUAAUGAUCACAAUAUUGAAUUAUUUGCUCUUGAUUGUAUUUUCUUUUGGAAGAUUUAAUUUUAUGAUUUCUUUAAAGAACCUUUUAAAUUUUUUGAUCAAUUGAUUGCAGUUAGAAUCGUAUAUUUUCAUUGGAGAAAUUCGGCAUUUAUCUAAUCUAUAUAUUGAUUUUUACCCAAUGAAGUUGUCUAUUUCAUUAAAAAAAAAAUAUUGACAACCAUCUCUAUUAUAUAUAAUGAAAAUAUAUGACACUAUUUAUUAUAGUUUUGAAAAUUAACCAAGAAGAAAUUGAAGUAUUUUAAAAAAAAUUCUAAGAUCCUAAUCAUAGUUUCAUACAAAUUUAUUGUUUAUUAAUGAAUAUAUUAUAAUAUUCAACUAAAAAUAUUUUAUAUAAAUAAAUAUCUUACGACUCAUACAUUACAGUACAGUACUGGAAGUUUUAAAAUUGAUCAAUUGUCCACAAUAUAAUAGACAUAAUAAAAUUGCAUAUUUUUAUGUUUUUAAUAAAUGUUUAUGGUUUUUGAUUUUGUUUUUAAUGAAAUUAUUUGGUUAAAUUGAAUUAACAAUAAAUUCUAUGUAUAAUAUAAAACAAUUAUGAUAUGUAUUAAAAAUUAACUUUUUUGUUUCGCAUUUAUUAUUUCUAUCAAACUUUUUGAUUAAUUUAAUCUGUUUAUUAUAAAAUGCAUUAUAUUAUAUUUAAUAACAUUAGAAAAUAUUUGAUUACAAAAUUAUAUUUUACUAAUUAAAUUUAUUAAGUAUAUAUAAAGGAAUGGAGUGAAUAUAUUUAUUUAUUUUUCCAGUGCUUAAUAAAAAAAUUUAAGUUAUAAAUUUAAAUAAUAUAAAAUUAAUAAUAAGUAUAAUCACUUUCAGUACUGUUAAUUAUGUAGUAGUUUUUGUUUGAAAAAUAUUCUUAUAGUACAAAUUCUGUUUUGUGAAUAUCACUCAGAAUAUUCAGUUUUUCGAAGAUUUGUUUUUUUUCUUAUAAGAUAGUUUUAGUCAGUAAAAUUGUACACAUUUUUCACAUGAUAACUUUUGAAAGAUACAAAUUGUUUGAUUAAAGGUUCUGCUUAUGGUUUUGUAUAAAUUAUUAAUAAUUGCUAAUAACAAAUUGUGAACAUUUAUAAUUUAAAAGUUUUAACAAAAUAUCCAAUCGGUUAUAAUUUUUAUAUUUAUUGGGCUGCACAUAACCUGUAUGUUUGUUCAAAACUUAGUUUUAAUAGUUUAAACAUCAAAACAAAAACAGCAGCGGUUCCCAACUUGCGGUACAUAGAAUUUAAAUAAUUAGAGAUUUCCUUUAAAAUUAAGAUUUCAUUUUACUCUUUUAUGAAUAUCAAACAAUACAACAAGUUAAUAAAUGAGUUAAUAAUAAAAUAUAUAAGUAAAAAAAUUUAAUUAAGGUUGUACUACGCGUAUUGAUCAUAAAAGUGUUAAAUAUUACUUGGUGCUGAAAGGUUGGGAACCUUUGGUUUAUAGAGUUAAGAAGUAUCUUCUUGUCUUUGUUGAGUUGUACAAUUUAGCUGCAUUCGGAAUCUUUUUUUUUUUUUUUUAUGCAAUGAUUAAUCUAUAGUAUAUUUACUAUAGAUUACCAAAUCAAUGGUCUAUCUAUGGUGUGAAGGAUGUCUGACUUUUUAAUACUCGUUUUUUACACAUUUUUACUGAAUGAAAUAAGUUUGUUUUCUUUUAUACAUUUUUAAAUUUAAAUAAUAAUUACAUAUAGAUUAGAUUUUAGGCAUAUUAUAAUUGUACACAAUAGUGUAUUACUGAAUAAUGUUACUGGUAAAGUGUUUAAUAUAGGAAUUCCUUAGAAAUCUUAGGAAUUUUACAGAAUCCCUUAUAUUAUUUUGCAAUGUAUUUAAUUUGAAUAGUAUUCUAAAUUUUAUUUAUUAUUUUAUUAUAUUUUAUUUAUUCUUUACAGUCUUCAGUUGUUGCAUGCCAUUUUGAACUGUAUACAAUAUUAUUUUUUACAUAAACAUUUUUUAGUUUAAUGUUAAAUCAUGCAUGUGCAUUUUACAAAGCCUUGUGCAGUUUCUCUAAACCAGGGGUUGGCAAUAAGCGAUUCACCGGCCAAAUCUGGCCUGUGAAAAGAAAACAGACUGAUAAUUUUUUUUUUGUACUUUCGGUUUUUGUUAUUUUUCUUUGUGUAGAUCCAGAAUAUUCAACCGUCCGAAUGUGUAAUCUAUAUUUAUGAUUAGGACUUGGAACUUUAUGCAUUUAAAAUUUACAGAAAAUACCUUAGAAACGUCAAAAGAAAUCUGAAAAAAAUUAAAAAGCAAAAAUAACAGAGGGGUUUAAAUUUCCACCUCUAAUCAUUUAACCAUUAAAUUCAAUUAUCUAACACAUGUAAUUUUUCUUUUUUUAUAAUACUUACAAUUUUAUUUAAAAACUUGUGUUAAUAAUUUUUGUAGUGUUCGAAAACUGUAUUUUAUAAUAAGUUGAAGCCAUUAGAGGCAGGGGAGGGCUUGUUACCACUUUUUGUUAGUUUUUUUUUUUCAUAUGGAUUUUAAGUUCUUGAAAUCACAAGCCCUAUUUAUGAUGUAUUUGGUGUUUUAUUAUAAAAUUAUAUAAUAUAUUUUAUUCUAUGAAAUAAUUAAAAAUAUAAUAAUAAUUGUUUUUAAUACAAAAAUAAAUAAAUAAUAUGUUUUUCUGAAGGUGUUAAAUAAGAUAGAAAACCAAAUAGGUUGAGGUUAAAUUUUUUUUCAAAUUAUCUGGCCCCACUUAGAAACUAAUUGCCAACUCCUACUCUAAACUGUUGGAUGACUAUUAUCUGUAAAAUAAAUGUAUUUUCCAAUUUUAUCAAUUGUUAUAAAAUUGGUUUAGCAUAAUGUGAAUACCUUAAGUAAAAUACUUUAAAGUUCUUUCCUAAAUAAUAAUACCCAUUGUUAACUGAAAUAAUAUGAACAUGAUCACAUGUUUUCAAAUGUUAAUGAAUUAUAACUAUAUUUACUAUUUUAUGUUUACUUCUAUGACAGCUAAAAUAUUUUGACCAUUUUUUUGUUCAUUGUUUACAUAAGGUACUGAAACUCAAUCUUAAGCAUACAAUUUUGUUGAUUUAAAUUUUUAGAUUACGGUUUCAUUUAUCUACAUUUAGUUAGGAUUUUUAGAGUAUUUCUAUUGUUUGUUUUAUUGAAAUGUAGGUAUUGUACUUCUAACUUUUCAAGGGUAAUUGCAUUGUCUUGAUUAUUUAUGUAAUAAUUAUCAUUUCAUGGAAAUAUUGGAUUAUCAUAUUUUAAAUAUUUCUAGUAUUUAUUUUCCAUUGUCAAUAAUUAUUGAUACUUCUUCUGGUACAUUUAAAGUCCAAACCUAACUUUACUGCUAAAUAAUGCCUACUACACAUUUUAAUUCCAAGAAGAUGUUAACACAAUAACAAAUAUUUUUAAAGACAUUAAAUUUUCUUGUAAUCAUGAACAAUAUGUUAAUAAGUAAUUAAGAUAAUACAUUGCUUGUACAUUAUGGCGAUAAGAUGAUUUUUCACAUUUUUACUAUAGUACAUUAAUAUAGUAAUGUUUAAUUGUAUAUGAACUAUAUACACUUAGUGGCGUGGUGAACUCAAAUAUUUUCAAAAAUAAGAAUUUUUUUCAAAUACUCCUAAUUAAAUAUUUGGCACUUUUUUUUAUCACUUUCUUAAACCUUUUUAUAUGAACAGGCAUAUAAGUAGACCACUCAAAAAAAGUCAGAGCCUGCGUCUUCUAAAUUAUCCCCUUUACCAUACCACUUUAUACACUUCCUACUGGAUUGAACACUUUAUUAGUAACAUAAACAAUUUAAAUUUAAACUGUUUGAUAUUCUACAGAAGCAACAUAAAUAAUUUUUUUAUUUCACAUUUUAUAAGGAGUGACUAUUAAUCUAUGACUAGUGACUAUAUAAUCAUUUAAACAUUUAAUUUAAAAGAAAUAUUUAUAAUGAUUUUAAUAAGUUAUUAAACUUGUACAAUUUUAAAUGUACAUUGAAUUUUUAUAAUACAUAUAAAAUGGUGACAAUGUUGUUUGCAAUAGCUUAUAAUUUCAUAGAACCUUAUUGUAGUAAUGGUAUAGAAUCAACUAUAUAUUAACUAUUCAUUAAUUUUUUGGUUGGCUUUUUUAGGUUAAUUACUAUUUAUUUGUUAAGUUAAUAUUUUGUUAUAUUAUUAUACAAUUAUAAAACAAAUUAAACAUUUUUUUAUCAACACUGUAAUAUUAAUAAAUAUCCAUCACUAUAAAAUAAAAUAAUACUACUAUCAUUUAAACUGAUCUUUUUGUAGUUUUAUUGUAAAAUGUGUUAAAAUCAGGGUUCGGUUAUUUUAAAAUAAUUUUGAAUAUAAUUAGCUAAAAUAGUUAAUUAUUUUAAAGCAAGAAAUAAAAUAUAUGCAAAUUAUUAAAAUUCGCAAAAAAAACAUUUAUUUUGUUUAGGAGAUAUUUUUGUAGUUUUUCUGAAAAUAGAGACUUGCACUUAUUGUGUUCUUUUAUAAGUAUAUAGUGUAUAAAUCUUCUCGCUAUUUUUAGAAAUUAAUAGCUGAAAGUGUCAAUGAUAUGUGCCUUUUGAAGGUUUUAACUUUCAACCUCUACCUCUACCACUGUUACAAUUUAUACAAUUUUUUUCUUUUUAAUAUUAUAGUAUUUUAUUAUUAAAAUAUUCAAUUUUUUUAUUUGUUUCUAAUGAUCUAACCUAGAUUAAAUUUUUAAUCAAUGCUAAUAUUAAAUUAAAUUUUAAAACCAUUGGAGGAAAUCAAUACGAUGAAGAUGUUAGGAAAAUUAAUUUCAGCCUAUUUUACUUUUGGGUAAUUUCAUACACUUUAGAAAAAUUGUAUUCUUUUUUAAUUUUUUAUAUAUAUAAUAUUGAUUGAUUAAUUCUUUAUAUCAAUUGACUAUUAACGAACCCUGAUUGAAAUUAUAGAAACAAUAAUAAAAUAUUUUGUUUUUUAUUUUAUUAAAUUAUAUGAUAUACUAUGAUAGUAAGAUCAUAACAAAUUGAUUAAUUAGAUAAUAACAUUUAGUUUUGUAAAUAAUUUAAUCAGUGUCCAUUUUACAAAAAAAAAAAAUGUAACAUAUGUUAAAUGACUUUGUUUAGAUCUUGAAAAUUUUUUUAAUUUAUAUUUAGAAAUUGUUUAUUCUAAGAAUGUUGUAUGUAAUAUUGUGUAUUACUAUUGUUUAUACUGUCAUUGGGAAAAGACUAUUUUUAUAUAUUAUUUAUUUGUCAUGGUCAUUUUUAUUAAUGUAAUUAAUAUGAGUAAUUACUAAUAAUUUAUUUGUUGUGAUUACCUAAGAUUACUUUAAAUAUAUUAUUGUUAUUAUUAUAUCAUAUGUGUUUGCCUUAUAUAUUUAUUUAUUUAAUUUCAUAAAUUAUAUUUCUAUAUAGAAUACAUCUAUUGAACAUUGAUUUUAAAAUUAACUCAUUCAUAGUUUAUUUAAUAUUAAAAUGUAUUUUAUUAAAUUCCAUAAAAAAUAUAUAUUUUCAUUAAUUUGGCACACAAAUAUGAAUUUUAUGUUUUUUUCUUUUGUAAAACGGACAUUUUAUGUAAAAAAAAAAGUAUGUUAUUUUUGUUUUGUUUUUUUUUUUUUACUUAUUCACUCUGUUUCAUAUCUAUUGUACCGAUUCAAAAAUUGUAACGUAGAUAUAUAAGCAAACAGAAUGUCAAUUUUUAAUAGAAAUAUGAAUUUUUAUAUGUUGUCACAGAUGUAG
Messenger RNA from Cinara cedri, 14559 nucleotides. NCBI's taxonomy places the organism in Eukaryota, Metazoa, Arthropoda, Insecta, Hemiptera, Aphididae. The record is from the annotation of a GenBank genome assembly.